Episyrphus balteatus (marmalade hoverfly) is the source of this 5175-nucleotide messenger RNA. RefSeq names its product broad-complex core protein (gene br). Gene Ontology annotation, biological process: regulation of transcription by RNA polymerase II. Lineage: Eukaryota; Metazoa; Arthropoda; Insecta; Diptera; Syrphidae. Gene Ontology annotation, molecular function: protein binding. Gene Ontology annotation, cellular component: nucleus. The record is from RefSeq and is a predicted model, not a curated record. The coding region runs from base 956 to 2998 and encodes 680 amino acids. The transcript has 8 exons.
ACCAAUUUGCAAGUCUAAGUACACAAACUGAACUUCCCUACUAACAAUUUUGCUUCUAUAAUGCUUUCAAGAAGCAACAAUUGCAUAUGUAAAGCUUUAUAGAACCAAAAUUAUAUGUCGGGUUACACACACGAUAAACAAUUUUGCUUCUAUAAAGCUUUAUAGAUUGUUGAGCGAGUAACCAUAAUGAUCUAAUAUUAAAAACGUCAAAACCAAUUAAAACUACAUACCUAUAAGUGUAAGUGACAACCAAAUGUCAAAUUGAAUAAGGAAAUCUUAUCAACAACUACUGUCAAACUUAAUUAAAAAAAGCGUGAGGUGAAAUUUAGAUAGAAAAUAAAAUAAAAACAAAGUAGGUAGUAGAAUCAAAAAGUAAGUCCAUUACUUGCCUCCUUUUACCAAAUCCCUUUCUUUAUAUUAGAAGCUUCUAAAACCCAAUCACUAUUUUGACACUUAUCUUACUUAUCCCCAGCUUCAUUUUACUUAACGUUAUUCAAAGAUUCCCUACGCUCAUUCUUCUUCUUGGUGAUAUAUUUUUUGUUUUCCUUACAAUUUCUACUCUUCUUUUUUUUUACUAUUUUGUUUCAUCAGAAGACACAACUACGAACGGCUAAAAGAAUAGCUCGUUUCAAACAGACGAUCACGCAGAAGGAUCACUCUACAAUAUACUUUUUUCUGUUCUGUUUCAGUCAAACAUUUCCCUUUCGUUCGAGUGCAUGUGUGGAAAAAUUUUCUGCGCUCCCCCUAUUCGUGUUAUAUUUGCAUAAAUUCGUAAUACGCGAAAUUGGUUGUAGUUUUUGACGUUUAUCUGUCAAAUGACGGGGUGUAUGAUCGUGUGUGGUGAAUAAAGUGACACAAAAAAAAGGAAUAAACUUAAUAAAUUAUCCCUCAAUGUCUUCUAUUACCUUAUUGCAAAUAUAAUUCGGGAUAAACUCACAUAACCACAAAAAUCAUCAUGGACGAUACACAACAUUUUUGUCUGCGAUGGAAUAAUUACCAAAGUAGUAUCACAUCGGCAUUUGAAAAUCUUCGCGACGAUGAAGAUUUCGUCGAUGUGACAUUAGCAUGCGAUGGGCGCAGCAUUAAGGCUCAUCGGGUGGUCCUAUCAGCAUGCAGUCCAUAUUUUCGUGAAUUGCUAAAAAGCACACCCUGCAAACAUCCAGUUAUUGUUUUACAAGAUGUAAAUUUCUUAGACCUACAUUCACUGGUUGAAUUUAUUUAUCAUGGUGAAGUUAAUGUUCAUCAGAGAUCAUUAAGUUCAUUCUUAAAAACGGCCGAAGUACUUCGAGUGUCCGGUUUAACACAACAGCAAGCAGAGGAAACACAUAGUCAAUUAGCUCAAAUCCAAAAUCUUGCUAACUCCGCCGGUGGACGUACCCCCGUUAAUCAUCAUCCAUCCGUUCAUGAAGACCCACUAUUCCCGCGAAAUACUGGCUCACCACCACCCGGUCCCCCCGGUCACAUCAGUUCUCAAUUAUUUAGACGAGCUGCAGCAGCAGCCUCAUUACGUCGGGACCGGAAUAAUUCAACUCCGUCCGGUGUAGAUGAAUGUACAAUGAAACGUCACCGACCCGACAAUGGCAUUAUACCCAGCAAUAAUAAUAGCCCUGACAUUCGUAGCACAUCUCCACAAUUAACUCCGGCCGAUUUCUCAACGAUUAAGCAUAACAACAACAAUACACCACCGAUUAAGGAUGAGAAACGAAAUGGACCCACAAAUAACGGUAUCUCAGCAAUUGAUAAAGAACAUUUCACACCAUCCCCACGUGCACGGUCUACUGAUGAUGUCAAAUCGGAACCUAUGGAAUUGGUAUGCUCCAAUAAUAACCCAGUGAUGGAUGAACAUAGUAAUGAUUCGACUGGUGAAAAUGAUGCAAAUCGAUCAAGCAGUGGUGAAUGCGGUAAAGGAUCUCUAAGCUCAGGAAAUGAUGAUGAAAUAGAAAACAGUAUACAUACGCAUCAACCACCGCCAUUUCUAAUGUCACCUGCUGAUUCGAAAUUGUUUCCAACGCCUGGAUCAUUUAAUUUCUCCAUGGCAGCGUUAACAGAUCCUGCUACACUAGCAGGUUUUAAUUCACAACUUCAAUCUGCAGCUGAAAUGGCAGUGUCCCCACAAGGUGGAAGCACCAGCCUUAUCGGUGGCGUUAUAGUACCCGGUGGCAAUUCAAAUAGUAGUAACAAUAAUCACCAUCACCACCAUCAUCCCUCCCACCACCACCAACCACAACAACAACAACAACAGCAACCACAAGUACCACCUCCUCAUAGUCAACAUCAUCAACAACAACAACAACAACAUUCUUCGCCGCAUCUUCAUUCCCACCAUAUGCUUCACCAUCAGUCGCACUCAAGCCACCACGAUUCAUCAAAACCUCAACAUCAAAUCGUUGGCUCACAACAACAACAGAUGUCUUCAUCGUCUGGUUCUGGUUCGGUGUCAUCAUCGGCAGCACUACAACAUUUACAUCAUCAUAGUGCAUCACCAAUUGAUUCGUUACAUCAUCAUCCAAUGCAACUGCAUAGACGUUCUUUGUCACCAGGUGGCGGGCAGGGUGGAUUAAGUGGACCAUCUGGAUCAUCGCUGACAUCAGCAACAAGUAAUCGCCUCCUCUUGCCAUUACCAUUGACAGCUUGUCAUCGUUGUGACGUUUGUGGUAAACUUCUUAGCACUAAAUUGACACUUAAACGUCAUAAGGAACAACAGCACUUGCAGCCAUUAAAUAAUGCUGUUUGUAAUUUAUGUCACAAGGUAUUCCGUACCCUAAAUAGUCUCAAUAACCACAAAAGCAUCUACCAUCGAAGACAAAAAAAUCAUCAUUCUUCGUAUUUCCAUAGUAGUAGUUUGCAUCAUUCGUUAACAAAUAGUAAUAAUAAUGUUGCGGGUGGUAGUGUUGUCGGUAAUCGCGGUAGUAGUGCAGCAGAAUUAUUACUAUCACCAAUAACACAGCAGCAGCAUUCGCCAGGUGGCGUUGUUAAACCAUGUAUGGAUUUCUUAUAAGAACAACAUCACUUUCUGAGGCAACUGUUUACAGUGUGCGCCCAAAAAUUUGCCCAGUAAAAUGGAAAAUGAAAAAAAAUAUUCAAUUUUUUAAGAAAAAAAGAAAAUAUAUCUCAAAAUUUGUGUAUGCGCGCGUGUAACAUAUUGAUAAAAAUGCCUCAGAUAGACUGAGAAGUUAAUAGAAAAUACACACACAAACCAAAUGUAAAAAAAAAAUCUUCAUGUAAAUAUUCAAAAAAAACUCUUCAUCUUUAAAAUAGAAAACUUCAUUUUCCAUUUUUAUUAACAGUUUUCGUUUUGUCCGUCUUGGACUGUGUUUAUUUGCUGCUGCUGAUGUUUCUUAUAUUUUUCUGAUCUCUAGAUGCAUUAUUUUAUGUGUAAACUUGAGAAGAAUACCUACCUAAAUGCGAACUGAUAGAAAGAAAAAAGAUAACAAAACAAAAAAAAUAUGAAAAAAAAGAUAUAUAUAUGAUAAAAUGCAAUUUUCUGUGAUUAUUAUUUUGUUAGGCUUUUAUAAAAAAAAAUGUAUAUUUUUGACAGCGAGUUUUUUUUUUUUUUUUGAAUUUUAAAUGAAGAAACGACAAUUCGCAGACUGAUUUAGAUAUGAAUGUUUUAUUGAUAGAAUUUUAAUUUUGUUUCUUCUUGAAAUGAUCUUCUGUUUGAAGAUCUUUCCAUAUUUUUCUCUCCUAGAGUAAUUUUCUUGAAAACGUCAAAGCUUAUAGGAUUAAGAAAAUAAAUUGACUUCUAGUACUUUUUUUUUAUCAAGAGCCAUGUUCUCUUAAGUUUUUAUCCUUAAAUUGCACUAUUGCUUAAUUGUUAUAGUUUUUUUUAUCCUAUUUUGGUUCAUGACGUACAAUACAAAAUACAAGCGCAUCUGACAUUCUCUUUUGGCUAAUUUAAAUUUGUUUAAUGACUUUUGAUGGUCAAAUAGAUAAAAUUUGUGAAAUAUUGUGCAAAAAUGACGUAAUAUUGCAAAUCAUUUUCAUUCUGUGUUUGACUUAAUGUUGCUGAAGUUAUGGCUGACGUGAACUUCUGUCGAUAAUAAAGUUCUCACUGUGUACGAUACAAAAUUGCAUUUGUGCUUUAAGAUGAAAAUGAAAUCAUAUCCUGUUUCGAUCAGCUCACGUGGAUUUGAGAUUUAUGUGGCAAAAUACGUAAGAACUGUCAGAUUGCAAAAAAAAUUGUGUCAAAACAAAAUUCUUGUACAUUAAACGUCAAAAGUUGCAAAUAAUUUUCAUUGUGUCCUUGACUUAAUUAGCUGAACUUUUAAAUAUGGCUGACAUGAUAUAAUGUCAGUAGACAAGUUUCGAUUUAUGCACCGUGCACAAUGGUAAAUGCUAAUUUAUUUUUUUAUUUUUGAAAGUCAAAUUUUAUCCUAUUUUGAUCAUUAUGUCAGAUUUUAAAAGUUUUUGUACAAGGGAAAAAGUGCAUAAAACGUCAAACAUGUGGACUUAAUUUUGCUACAGUAAAGAAUAACAUACACCAACGUCGAUAAUGAAGUUCCGCUGAUGCUUCAUGCACAACUGCAUAAUGCCAUAUUGUUAAAAUGAAAUCAAUAAAUCAGAAAACCAAAUGAAUUCCUGUUUUUCGAAAAAUUAAUUCUACAUAAAAAUUACCUAAAUAAAAGAAAAUUACCCUGUAUAAUUUCAUUAGUUUGAAACGUGCGAUGUUUUCAAAAGUCAAUUGUUUUCUUAUCCUUAAGCAUUAAAAAAAAAGUAUAAUUACUUUUUUUUAUUAAAUAUCCUGCCCUUUCAAAUACUAAUCUUAAAUGGUUAGAUUUUGUCUUAAAUAUAAAUAAAUAAAAAAGAAACUAAUAAAUUUAAGUAAAUCGAAUAUAGAAUAGACUUCCAUGUGCAAUUUUUGUUGACAAUAUAAUGCUUAGGCUUCGUUUAUUGUUUAACUUUUUUCUUUUUUUUUUAUAAUUCACAACUCAUAUAGUUAGUUACCAUUCUGAUUCGUGUAUGAAAAAAUAUAGGUUAAAAGAAAAAACCUUUUCACUUUCAUCAUUAAACAAAAAUGUGUAACAAACCCAUUUAAAAAAAAAAAAAUCACCCCCUCCCUUAAUCGGAAUUAAUGUGUACUCUAAAGUGUAAUAUAUUAUCUACUUAUAAAUAUAUAUAUAUAAUAUAUACACCCUAAACUAUAAGAUAAAAUAUUGUAUAAUAUGCAUAAGUGUU